Sclerotinia borealis F-4128 is the source of this 1194-nucleotide messenger RNA. The record is from the annotation of a GenBank genome assembly. NCBI's taxonomy places the organism in Eukaryota, Fungi, Ascomycota, Leotiomycetes, Helotiales, Sclerotiniaceae.
AUGAGUGGUCCCGUUACCGAUAUUCAAGCACCAGGAAUCCAAGCCCAUGGCGAAGUAUUACAUAACAUGCGAAAAGAGGUAGCCAAACUGCUUAAUCGUACGAACCCAAGUUUCCCCGGCGCACAACCCGUCAGUUUUACUAGACGUCAUCUCGAUGAAUUGAUGCGACAGGAUUAUUACGUCUGCGAGAAAUCUGAUGGUUUUCGUUACUUACUCUACCUUACCGAUGAUGAAAACCGUCAGGAAUGCCAUUAUUUGAUCGAUAGGAGGAAUGAUUUCUGGUAUAUACCCAAAGGAGGACUCCAUUUCCCUAUCCCUCGAGACGUCUCUGGAUUUCACACAAAUACCUUGAUUGAUGGAGAAUUGGUCUUGGAUAACCUUCCAAAUGGGGGAACGCAAUUGAAAUAUUUGGUGUUUGAUUGUAUGGUGCUGGAUGGAAACAGUCUUAUGAAUCGCACACUCGACAAACGACUUGCAUAUUUCAGCGAAAGGAUCUUCUCACCUUAUCAGGAACUUUUGAAAGACUACCCUGAAGAAAAAGAGUUUAUGAGUUUUCUUAUGGAGCUGAAACAGAUGCAAUUCAGUUAUGCGUUGGAAAUGAUGUUUCGACAAAUCCUACCACAGUUGCCGCAUGGAAAUGAUGGCUUGAUUUUCACAUGCAGGAGUACGGAAUAUAAACAUGGAACCGAUCAACACAUUUUAAAAUGGAAACCGGAGAAUGAGAAUAGUAUCGAUUUCAAACUAUCUCUCGAUUUCCCCACCGCGCAACCCGAUUCCAUGGAUCUCGCCGAAGGCAGCACCGAACCCUACAUCGACUACGACGCCAUCCCCAUCUGCAAUCUCUGGGUUCACGCCGGCCGAGACCACGCGGGAAACAAUAAAGAUGAAUGGUACGCGACGAUGCAUCUAGAGCCCGAGGAAUGGGAUAAGUUGAAGCAGCUGCAAGAGCCCCUGCAGGAUCGCAUUGUCGAAUGUUACAUGGAUGCGCAGAAGAGGUGGCGAUUUAUGAAAUUUAGAGAUGAUAAGGAAAAUGCAAAUCAUACGAGUACGGUGGAGAGCGUCAUUGAAAGUAUUAGGGAUAGGGUUACCGAGAAGGAUUUAACUUCUGCGGCAGUGAGAAUUAGACAGGAAUGGAAGAAGAGGGAUAAAGAGAAGAAAGCGGCUGCGGCUCCGUCCACGGCUCCGGCUGUUUGA